Lodderomyces oxycetoniae is the source of this 969-nucleotide messenger RNA. RefSeq lists its product as uncharacterized. The coding region runs from base 1 to 969 and encodes 322 amino acids. The transcript has a single exon. The record is from RefSeq and is a predicted model, not a curated record. NCBI's taxonomy places the organism in Eukaryota, Fungi, Ascomycota, Pichiomycetes, Serinales, Debaryomycetaceae. Gene Ontology annotation, molecular function: oxidoreductase activity, acting on the CH-OH group of donors, NAD or NADP as acceptor.
AUGCUUUUACUAACUUUUGAUGGUUUGACUUUUUUUUCAAUAAGAUUCUUUUUCGUACCAUUUACACGACUUUCAUACAUUUUAGUACCAGGGUUCAUUACAGGCAUAGUGACUUUAUUGGUUGGAGCUUAUAACUUGCCACCAAAGGACUUAUGGAGCAAAUUAGGGGAGUCGGAUAUUGCGGUGGUUACAGGGGGGUCGCGUGGUUUGGGCCUGGAAAUUACCAAGCAAUUGUUGCAGAGAAAUGUAAUUGUAUACAUGCUUGAUAGGCAAGAGCCGGUGCAAGAUGAUAUGAUGCAGAAUAAUCCGAGAUUGCACUUUAUCAAUUGCGAUUUGGGUGAUGAGGAUCAAUUGCAUAGGACAAUAACCGAACUAAUUGCGCAUUUGCGCAACUCGGAUCAAUAUAUAAGCGUGCUCGUUAACAAUGCUGGAAUCAGGGACAACAAGUCAUUGGUUAGACUCGAUUUUGAAAGAGUGAAACAGGUGUUCAACGUUAAUACCUUGCUGCAAGUUUUCAUUUUACAAAAGGUGGUUUCUAACCAUCUCAAAUACAAUGAAAACGGCAAGCUUUCAAUAGUUACUGUGUCAUCAAUAUUGGGAACCUUUGCACCGAAAAACUUGUCGAUAUAUUCAGCAUCCAAGGCUGCGCAAAUCAUGUUGCAUGAUGCUCUCCAGCAAGAGCUAAAGCAACAUAAGAGAAUCCGACUUUUGCUCGUGACAUCGGGACAAAUGGAUACCGAGUUGUUCAAAGAUGUUAAGCCUACGAAGCAAUUAGUAGCACCAGUGGUGAAACAUGCAGAGUUGGCAAAAACAAUAGUGGAAAAAGUUGAUAUCGGGUUCAUGGGCUGUUUGUCCAAACCCUUAUAUGCCAACUUUUUACCGGGUGUUAGAACAGCACCAAUGUUUGUACAAGACUUUUGUCGUUGGGUGAGCGAAAUGGACGAGCAAAUCAAAGAAGAGAAGGAUUAA